UCUCAAGACGAUCGAGAUACUCGGAGAUUUCAGCUGAAGAUUGCUGAGCUCAGUGCAGUCGUCAGGAAGCUGGAAGAUAGAAACUCUCUACUGUCUGAAGAACGGAAUGAAUUGCUGAAGCGUCUGAGAGAAACGGAGAGUCAGUUUCUUCCUCUUCUGGAUAAAAACAAACGUCUGAGCAGGAAAAAUGAAGAACUUGCUCUUGCCCUGCGUCGUGUUGAUAACAAACUUCGCUUUGUGACCCAGGAGAACAUGGAGAUGACAACUCUGAGGAGGCCCAGUUCACUGAAUGACUUGGACAAAAGCCACUCAACAAGUUACCAUGGCUAUAACCAGGAUGAGCGAGAGAUGGAGUUUCUACGCUUACAGGUGGUGGAGCAGCAACAUAUCAUUGAUGACCUCUCCAAGGCUUUGGAGACGGCAGGUUAUGUAAAGAAUGUCAUUGAGCGAGACUUGUUACAAAGAUACAGACGUCAGGAACAGAUGAGGAGGAGGAGAACCUUCAAAGCUUGCAGGGUCAUAGAGACAUUUUAUGGCUAUGAUGAAGAGACGUCAAUAGAUUCUGAUGGAUCAUCUUUGUCGUUCCAUACCGACAGAACUCCGGAUACUGAACCCGAUGAGACUUGUGUACGGGAAGAGGCAGAGCUUCGUUACCGUCAGCUUACUCAGGAGUAUCAGGCUCUACAGCGAGCAUACGCUCUGUUGGCUGAGACGUGUGGCGGAAACUACGAUGCUGAGAAAGAGAUCAAGACCAGAGAGCAGCUGCUAAAUGAAAUCAGUCGAUAUCAGAGCAGAGUGGCCGAUCUGGAGUCAGCACUGCAACAUCAAGGAUUGGAUGUGAAGUGGGUGGAAGAGAAGCAGGCUCUCUAUCAGAGGAACCGAGACCUAGUGGAGAAGGUAAAGGAGAUGGAAACCGAAGAGCUGCGACUGAAAAAUGACAUUCAGGAUAUCAGAGACCAAAAUGAGCUACUGGAGUUCAGGAUGCUAGAGCUGGAGGAGAGGGAGCGUCGCUCACCUGGCAUCAGCUUCAAACAACUGCACUUCCCAGAAGGUCUCAGUCCUCUUCAGAUCUAUUGUGAGGCUGAAGGAGUCACAGACAUUGUCAUCAGUGAGUUGUUGAAGAAGUUGGACAUUCUGGGGGAUAACGCCGUAAGUAAUCUGUCCAAUGAGGAACAGGUGUCAGUGAUCCAUGCCAGGACAGUGCUCACUCUAGCUGAAAAGUGGUUAGAGUCCAUUGAAGUGACAAAGACGGCUCUGCAGCAGAAGAUGUUGGACAUCGAGAAUGAGAAGGAUCACUUCAGAAAACAGAAAGGUUACCUGGAUGAAGAGCUGGACUUCAGGAAGCACUCCAUGGAUCAGGCCCAUAAGAGGAUCUUGGAGCUGGAAGCCAUGUUGUUUGAGGUUUUGCAGCAAGAGGAUAUUUCCAGGACCCCAGGACUAAUAAAGGGAGAUGGUCGAUUGUCUGACAUGUUAACAGAAGAAGAGAAAGAGGAGCUGAGGAGAGCCAUGGAUCAGUGGAAACGAUGUGUGAUGUGUGAGCUGAGAGAAAGAGAUGCCCAGAUCCUUCGAGAAAGGAUGGAACUGCUACAGCUCACACAACAGAGGAACAAGGAGCUCGAGGAAUGUAUAGAGGGACAGAAAAGACAGAUCAAAGAACUAGAGGAGAAGUUUCUGUUUUUAUUUCUAUUCUUUUCUUUGGCCUUCAUCCUCUGGUCCUGAAUACAUCAGACACCACGAGCUGAACACUCAGCAAUGCGGGCUCAGUCUGCACCCAAACCAGGUCAUUGUAGGAUUUUCCAUGUCUGAAAUCAGCAGUAACAAAGCACAACUCCAGUCUUCUUGCUGUCAGCUGACCACUGCUUUGUUACGGUCAGUUUCAGUACUGCCUCUCAGAGGAGGAGUGGUUUCUGUGGUAACAAAGGAAAGCUUUGUUCAGGCUGCCUGUUCUUAGAGGAAGAUGGCUCACAUUCAGCCAAAACAGUUCAGUUUCUGAGAAAUGCAAAGUUUUGUUGACACCUGAAACCUUUCAGUCGUCAGUGGAGGAUCACCUGUGGGAGUGUUGAAUGAAGGAAAUCACAAAGGACAUCAGGGCGCCUUAACGGUUUGGCUCUGGAAUUACUAAGGGAGUAAUUAUACCAGCUGCGUUUGUCUCGGAACCAAACCCUGACACCAGAAACAUCAUAAUCACAUCAAGAAGUCUGCGGAGGAAAGAAACCGAAACAGAAUGAUGAGCAAUCUGGAAGUCCAACCACAUCGUGAUUCAGACACAAACAUGCUGGUUUCUAAGAGAUGAUUGAUGCCUGGAAACUUUCCAGAAAUGUAUGUGUGUACAUGACAUGCCUACAUUUCCAAACAUGGAGAUAGAAGUGACAGCAGCAUGUCUCCUUUAGGUCUGGAAGGAAAAACCAGUCCCAGACAGGAAAGUUAAACUUCAUUUUUUCAUCAGGUGCUGGAGGUGGAGCCAACCUUCUGUGUUUCUAAGCAGAUCUGACUUUAAGUGGAAACUUUUAAAAUCUAAAGAGUGUUUACUUCGUGUAAAAAAAAAUGUUCAUAGUUUUAUUUCCAAAAGUGAUGAUAGAGUUUAACUGGUUUAAUAAAAAAAUAUAAAAUUUUUAUUCUGCUACUGGGGAUAAAUAUGUACCUUAAGUAUAAACACUUAAAUGCAAAGACUAUUGAAUAUUUUUUACUUUAAGUCACUUUUUACAUUUUUUAUUAAAGUGACCCUUCAGAUCAGCUUUAAUUUUAAAAUGAGCACUGCAAUUUGUUGUCAUCAUCAGUCAAAGUGUGGAAAGAGCACAAACUCUUUGUGGAUUAUUGCCAUCAUCAGUUCUGGCUUAUUGAUCCUGGGUGUGAGCAUUUAUUAUCGCAGAUUCUAUUUUUCUAGCCCUGCUGUAAGUCUGUGAAAAUUUGAGAUCAUCACUAAGAUUAAAAUGUUGGACACGAGA
Messenger RNA from Fundulus heteroclitus (mummichog), 2945 nucleotides. It is a transcript of the gene jakmip3, whose product is annotated as Janus kinase and microtubule interacting protein 3. The record is from RefSeq and is a predicted model, not a curated record. Lineage: Eukaryota; Metazoa; Chordata; Actinopteri; Cyprinodontiformes; Fundulidae. Gene Ontology annotation, molecular function: microtubule binding; kinase binding.